AUGAUAUUGGAAACUUGUCAUCGAGCAGGUCAUCUUACUAGAAUACGUAUGGAUGUGGAGGAGAACUGUCAGGACAGGAAAUGGUUCGGGGGAGAACAGUCAGAGGGAGGAACUGCGAUGUCAGUGUGGAGUUAUUUUACGUCAGAAUUGACACGAGGAUAUCUGCUGGAGAGAGAGGAGGAGAAAUAUGCACAGAAACGAGAGAGAGUUUAUACAUUCAUGAAAACUCCUAGAGAGCUUGAAAAGUUUAGUAUUUACGGAUUUUUCCAGUGUCUGGAUGCUUUUCUGUUCAUAUUCACCUUCCUUCCAUUACGUAUUCUGCUUGCUGUGUUGAAAAUAUUUACUCUACCAUGUGGCUUUAUGAGGUUUGUAUAUUUGGUCAUAAACAGCAUUAUCCAGCCUUUUUUAUUCUUUUUGGAACAUAACCAACAAAAUUACUUCUAUAAAUAUGCAUCUUCAUUUGCAUUUACUGAUCACUCAGACCUGGUAUCUAGACGUAUGGGUCUGACACCACUACCACUAGCCUGUCUAUUAUACAGAAUACUGAGUAAAUCUGUACCUCUAUCUACAUACAUGGACUUCACUAUAUUGUUUCUUCUCUAUCUAUGUUUGAUGUCUUUUAAAGUGUUCAACAGUAUAGUCUUACUGGGACAUUCUUACAUGGUGAUAGAAAAUUAUGAUAAAGAGAACCAUUCAGCUUCUUCACCCAAUGAGGAUCAAGAACAGAAAACAGAAUCAACCAAUCAGAGACCAGCAUCAGUUGAAGACCAUGCUCCAACAUUGUCAAACCAAAAAAUACAUGAACGGACAGCAUCUUACGAUGAAAAAAUAUCCAGAAAUUUUAGUCAAAUAUUUUCGGCAGAUUCUUAUACAGAACUUACGCAAGUGCAAUCUGAUACAGCCAUAGAGCAAACUGGUGGAUUUUCUUUAAAAGGAGCAAAACUAGAUUAUAAUGAGAGUAAUGAUGAUGUACGAAGCGCUCCAAAUGAUAAUAAACCUGCAUCAUAUGUUGAAUCAAAGUCACCUGACCUCGCUGAAAAGUCCGUUUCCUGUGAAAAUAUAAAUAUAUCUUAUGAGAAGCAUGAUGUGACAGGAAAGGAAACAAAUAUUACCCAAAAUGCAUUGGGAGAUUUACAAUCAUCCAAUGAGAGUCUUUUAAACAUGUCAUGUGAUCAUUUAAAAAGUUCCCAGAAUUCCGUGGGAGAAUCAGGCCCAGCAGGUGAUAGUCAAAAACAGUUUCAUACCCCUUCCAUUUUUCAAAGAUCUCACAGAGGUAUUUUUAUGAAUUUUGGAGUAGGAAAGAGGACUGGAUCAACGAGGUCACUUCCGGAGACAGUCGGUAUACAAGAGUGUUCAGAACAAGAAGAAUGCAGUCCUAUUGAGGAAAAUGUGUUCACCGAUAAAACUGAGAAGGUAGAAUGAUCUUCAUUGCUUAAUAAUUGAUAUAUUUUUUUUCUUAUGUUAUUGUUUUUUUUUUAUCUAGGGAUGUCAGUGGUAAUGGGACAUUGAUGUUUUGAUUCAUCUGUCAAUUCUGUAAAUUUUGUGUUGAUUGUAUAAAAUACAUCCUCAGUGGCUAUAUGAUGUUUGGCUACAUAAUUAUAUUGUUGUAUUGAUGACUUGAAAAAUCCUUAAAAUCUUAACAUAUUAAAUCUUGAAGAAUGAUAAUUUCUUAAAGAAAGUCAUAAUCUCGUACCCAUUACAAAGAUUUGGAAAAAAAAAAAAUAAUUAAAACAUGAAACUGAAAGCAACAGUCAUAUACUUUGAAUUUGGUCUCGUAGAUAAAUGUAGUUGAAGAUGUGCUCGAUUUUAACCUUAGAAUAUAGGAAUGAUUUUUAAUACUUAAGACAAUCCCUAGCUAUUGUAAAAUAUUUUUGUUACUAGAAACUCUAGUCUGAAAGACUUCAAUAUUUGAUUGUUAAGGAUGUAUGAUAAAAUUUGUUUGAAUGUGUUCAACAUGAUGGUUUAUUUAGGGAGUUCUUAACUCCCUUUGUGUUUUUUGUUGAGCUUUAACUGUUAUCUUUGUCUUCAAAGAAUUUAGAUAUAUAAAGAUAGUCCUACAUUUUCAUGAUGAAAUCUGGCUGUAGGCAACGUUGAAAUGUUUUGACUGUUUUGUAGCUAUCAUGUUUCUGGAAUAUAAUUUUUGAUUUUUUUUUGAAAGGUUAAACUUUAUACUUGUAAAGUUCCAUAAAAAUAGUCUUUUGACAUGUUUUAAAUUUGAGUAACAGUUGAAAUGAUAAUUAUUUGUUAUAUAUAAGUAUGACAAUUCAGAGUCUGAUAGCUAGCUACUAUAUACAUGUACAUUUAAAUUUCUAAUUUUUAUGUGGUCAUAUUUUAUAUUUUUACAUAGAAGUAUUCUGUUAUCAACAUUCCAGAAACUGUGUUUUAGAAAUUUUAAGAAAAAAUUAUUUACACCAUAUUUAUACAGGCAUCUUGAGAUAUGUAGACACAAAAAUGAUAAAAGACCUCUUAUAAAGAUGAAUUUCAUAAAGUCUCAAGUUCAUUUUUGUACUUAGUUGUGCUUAAUCAUUUCUCAUCACUAGUUAAUAUCAUUAGAUAGAUUCAUUUUUAUUCCAUUUAAAUGUUGCCAUGAUUAUGACCAUUAUUAUUCUAUGACCUCUAGUUUAAAACAUCUAGGAUUUGAAAUUAAGGGAUGAUAAUGAAUUGUCUGAAUUAUAUAUGUGCAUUUAAGAUUAAUUUUCGAAACUUUUGAAGGCAUAAACUUGCAACAUGUCUUCACGAUUAUAUUUGACGAUCACUAUCCAAGGCCCAUGACUAGUAUAGAUUUUGCACGGAUUUUGACUGAUUUAUGGCCCUUUGUAAACUUGACGACUGGCUUUUUUUUCAUGUAUUUAAAUGAAAUCUUCCUUUUUGUUUAUUCCUUUCUAAAAAUUUAAAUUAUUGAUGCUCUUUGUUUCACUAUUAAACACAGAGGAUAUAGCCUAGUGUGUUGUUUCACUGACUGCACUUGUGUAAUUUCUUUCUAAAAUGUUAUAAGAAAGUAAGUUUUGAAUUGAUAUAUUUUAUAUAUAGAAUUAUAAGUAGAAUGUUAGGUAUUUAGAUUUGUUCAUCCAUUCCAUAAUUCCUACUUUAACAUUGGUCAAAAAGUCUUUCUAGUCUUAAAAUCGCCUUGCAAAUUGUGAAUGUUUUGUUUAUGCGUCACAUGUGGCUCUCCAGUUCUGUAUAUAUUGAAUUGCAUUGUCAUGAAAAAGGAUAUAAAUAAUGCAUGUAGUUUAUUUGGUGUUUUACAUGCAUGGUGAUAAAAUGCUGCAGAUGACUUAUCGACUGGUAAAUAUUUACUUAUUAUUGCUUUUGUCUGCAGUUAAAAGGACAUGCGUUUCAAAGGUUUUCAACCACAUCUUAUUUUUAACAUGAAUGAUGGUAUAGUAUAAUUCAGUCAAAAUGAAAUAUUUUCUCUUUAUAAUGUGAACUUUCUUGGUAAAGGGUCACCUUUUCAUUUACUUGUGUUCAUUUGAGCUGGGCAUUAAGGUACGAGUCAUCUAUGGUUUGAUUCUCAAUCUAAGUGCAAGUGUGAUGAGUCAGUUAAACUUCUGUGAUCUUCCAAGCCACAGACUGCUCACCUAGUGACCUACUGUGUAAAAAUACAUUGUUAUUAAAAUAUCUGUAAAAACAGAUAUAAACAUUUUAAUAAAGUUAGUAUUAUUUAGUUAAUGGCAAGUUCUAUAAGGGCUACUUUAUAUGCUUAUAGUCCUUGGAAGAAAUUUUUAUCACACAAAAAAACAUCUUUAUUGACUAAAAUAAUCUAAAUUCAUGAUAAAAUGUGCUGUAUACAAUGCUUUUUGAACAGUAAUACCUUUGUUUUGAAGGUUAUAUGUGGCAAAACUUAUUACUGUAUUUAUUAUAUCUACUGACCUGAAAAUUCAUUGAAUGAAAAGAUUAUCUGUAAAGUGUACAUAAAUGGCAUAUUGAAAAGAAGAAUAACAGAUUGGCUCUGUUUACCAAAUGAUUUACAGUGAUAAUGUGCUAUGAUUUUUUUUUAUGGUUUUGAACCUUUUUGCUGUUACAUAUUGCUAUACAUUAUUAGAUAGAUCAGUUGUUUCAUAGCAUACUUUCCAUUAUUUGGUUUCGUUUUUCGUAACUCUUGAUGGGGUCUCCUAUUCCAGAUAUGUGUAGGUGGGUGAAAUUGUUUCGAGAGAGGCACUUCAAGUGCUUCUAACAUCAUUAAGGCUAGAGUUCCACCAUAUGAUUUACAAAUAAACAUGAUGCCAUUAGUGCUUAAAACCUUCACAAAUUAUGUUAAUACAAUUAAUAAACAAUCAAUAUUUAUUCACCAAAUAAUGUAUUAUAUGUAUUUCAGAUAUUUGCAUAGACAUAAAACAUUGUUUGAAGAACAAUGCAUAUAAAUAUUGCAUUAUCUAACAUAAAACUAACAUUAAGUGAAUUAUUUAUUGAACAUCAAAAGUUUGUUGCAGAGUUUGUUAUAUUGACAUUUUCUUUAUUUUAUAUUUUGUAUGAUAUUAUAUGUCAUUGUAUUCCAUUUCAAAGCAUAACUAAAGUGAAUGCAAGUUUGAAGUGUAUUCGGUCAACAGAAUUCAUGUCAUUUUAGCUGAUAUGUAUUUUAUGUUAGAUUAAAAAAUUAAUCAUGGUAUAAAUACAUUAUUUUUUUCUCUAUAAAAUGAUAUUUAAUUUCAAACUUUGCAAACUUCUGUCAAGUCUGUACUGCCAAUCAAUGCUGGUUUUUGUUGCAAGUGUCCAUUUUUUUUAAUUAAGUUACAUGUUAGUUAUUUUGAUUUUUCUGGAAUAUGAGGUCCCUUUCAAAAAUUUGUGUUGUUUUAUCUGUCUAGGUUAACGUUAUUUCAAGCUGAAUUUGUUAAAUUGCUGUGACCAAGUCAGGAUACUUAUGCAGGAUUAAAAAAAUCAUUAGUGUACUGUCUAUCUAUUAUCCUCACAUUGUUUCAUGUAGUAGUUACUUGUACUUUACUUGUAAAGAAAAUUAGACCGGUGCUUUAAUCAGAGUCUUUUGUUUAAAUCUUGCUUAAAUAUCAUUUAUUUGAUUUGAUUGUAAUUUAUUAAUGUGCUUUAUGUGCCUUUGCUUAAAACAUUUCUGGUGUUCUAGAAUACAAUAUUGUUAGAGACUGUAUACAUGUGCCAUAUAAUAAAAUGAUUUAUUUAUUUGUGAAAUUGUCUUCCCAGUGAAAGAGGACCAAAUAAAGCUUUUACAUGACUUACAUUA
Ruditapes philippinarum (Manila clam) is the source of this 5191-nucleotide messenger RNA. Its product is annotated as transmembrane anterior posterior transformation protein 1 homolog. Lineage: Eukaryota; Metazoa; Mollusca; Bivalvia; Venerida; Veneridae. Gene Ontology annotation, biological process: positive regulation of cilium assembly; maintenance of protein localization in endoplasmic reticulum. The coding region runs from base 1 to 1422 and encodes 473 amino acids. The transcript has 6 exons. Gene Ontology annotation, cellular component: ciliary basal body; endoplasmic reticulum membrane. The record is from RefSeq and is a predicted model, not a curated record.